Molecule: messenger RNA, 3657 nt
Organism: Osmerus eperlanus (European smelt)
Lineage: Eukaryota; Metazoa; Chordata; Actinopteri; Osmeriformes; Osmeridae
Product: calcium-activated potassium channel subunit alpha-1-like
Exons: 28
Coding region: 234-3581 (1115 amino acids)
Biological process (GO): potassium ion transmembrane transport
Cellular component (GO): postsynaptic membrane
Molecular function (GO): large conductance calcium-activated potassium channel activity
Source: RefSeq, a predicted model, not a curated record
GUCUGAGAAGUUGCUCUAGUAACAAACUUGCAAGUUGUUUACUGUCACUGUAGAACGUGGAGUCAGACAAUCUGCUUCCAGGAUGGAAACAACUUUCUUUUUUAUCUAAUAUUGUUUUGAUUUGAGUUGAUGACAACUACUUAAAGAGCUAACUUGGCUGUUGAUUCAUUCACAAUCUCCAGCAACUGUAACAGUGAAGACGUCGAUACGAAAGAUCGUGAACUCAAUCAGAAAUGUAUAAGCCGAGACCCUUCAUCCCAGAGAUAUCAUACUGCCACUGUAUGUACAGAGGUACAAAGAUAUGGGACCUCUAUUCGGCCUCCUGCCUCGUCACUCUGGUGCAAGGCGUGCUACUCAUCCUCUUGAGGAAGUGGACCCGACCUGCUGUCGAACCGCGCCAGUUCUUGCCCCAGGACCAACACCAGGCUCAUCUCAAGUGCAUCACCCCGCCACCUCAGUUAUCCUUCAGCAGUCUGAUGGACGGCGUAACAGCGCAGGCAUCAACCCUCAUAUCACGCGAACAUCCCCACGGACGCUUCCUGACCGUGUUGAUGUUCGUGUUAAAUAUGGGGUCGUUUGUGAUGUACCUCGUCCUCACCACCAGGCCUGUAGAGUACUGUGUGGAGGGAAUGGACGCCCUCCUCCUUCUCGACUUGGGCUUUGACGUCCUUUACCUUCUACACUUUUGGCUCAGGUUUCUGUCUGCCCAGGAUCUAAUGGUGUGGUGGUUGAACUACAAAACCAUAGCUGACAUAUUUACUGUUGCACCAGCAUGUUUUACAGUAGUCACCGGCCGGGCCUGGCUUGGCCUCCGGUUCCUCCGGGCCUUAUACAUCCUGGAGCUGCCAGCCAUUUUGCAGAUGCUCAACAUCCUGACCAGCAAGACAUCUCAGAGGCUGUGUCGGCUGGGAGCCAUCCUCAUGGGAACCCUGUUUUUUUACGCCGGCCUCAUUCACCUGGUGGAGAGCGCCGGGGACCCCUGGCUUGAGAACUCCAACGCCUCGAGCCGUCCCUACUUCCUGUACGUGUACUUCCUAACGGUGACCAUGUCCACAGUGGGCUACGGGGACGUCCUAGUCAUCACCGCGUCAGGACAAUUUCUAAUCACCGUGUUCAUCUUCAUCUACCUGGGGAUGUUUGCUAGCUUCAUACCACAGAUGAUGGAGAUACUAGCAAACAGGAAGCGCUUCAACGGGGCAUACUCCAGCGUCUUGGGGAAAUCGCAUGUGGUGGUAUGUGGACAUCUUUCCCUGAGCAACAUUGAGCCGUUUGUGAGGGAGUUCUUCCAUGAUGACCGGGGGGAGGUGAACACCAACCUCCUCUUCCUGGGGGACUUCUGCCCUGACGCUACGCUGGAGGAGUUCUUUGCAAGUCUCCCUGGGCAAAUCUACUUUUACCAGGGCUCGGUGCAGAACAGGCAGGACCAGGACAGAGUAAUGAUGCGCAAAGCGUCCGCCUGUGUGAUUCUCUCUGACAGGUUUGCUGUCGACCCAGAUGCAGAGGACUCGGACACACUGAUGAAUGUGAUCUCCGUUAAGACCUAUCACCCCAACACCAGGGUGAUCGUCCAGAUGUUGAAGCCUAGCAACAAGGUCAUCGUGCAGAAGAUUCCAGACUGGGACUGGAGUUGUGGCGAUGCGGCGUUGUGUCCGAUGGAGCUCAAGCUGGGGUUCAUGGCCAAGAGCUGCCUGGUCCCGGGGUUGUCUACCCUGCUGGCAAAUCUGUUCACAAUGCAGGGUGAGGUGGAGCAGAGGGGAGACUCGUGGAAGAACCUCUACAUGGAGGGCAUGUACAAUGAGAUCUACACAGAGCACUUCUCCUGGCCUUUUAGAGGCAUGUCCUUCGCUCAAGCCAGCAAGCUCUGCUUCCUGAAGCUGGGCCUGCUGCUCAUCGGCAUAGCAACCUACAGCGAAGACAACGAGAUGAGUGUUCUGGUGAAUCCUCCGAAGUGCAUCAAAAUCAAGCGAGGGACUCUGGGCUUCCUGGUGGCCAGCGAUUCUAGUGAUGCCAGGAGGGCCAGUAUCUACUGUGAGAGGUGUCACAGCCGGGUUAGAGACCCGUGCAGGAUGAGCCCGUGCCAGUGUCCAGAGUUUCAAGAGGGCAGCUCUCUGACCUCGGCCAUGAAUUUACGACGCCCGUCUCUGGGAGUGCUUCCCUCCAUUCCUGAUCUGGAGGAGGAAGGUGAUUGGACCAAGGAGCUGGAGACGGAGGGUCAGGUGACGCUCGACUCCACCGGAUUGUUCCACUGGUGUUCCCCUGUCUCCCUGGAAGAGGUUACCCUGACCAGAGAGAUGGCCAGUGGCCUGGCUCUCCAGAAGCACGUGGUGGCCUGUGUGUUUGGGGACCGUCACUCCAGGUUGUUGGGCCUGCGGGCCUUCAUGAUGCCUCUGAGAGCCAGCAGCCUGACCCUCCCUGAACUGCCCACCGUGAUCUUCCUGGGGGACACAGACUACUUCCUGAGGGAGUGGCCGGACAUCCACUACUUCCCUCACGUCUAUUUCCUGCCUGGCUCUCCCGUGUGUCUGGACGACUUGCUUGCGGCGGGGGUGACCCACUGUGCGCGAACGGUGAUCCUGAACUCGACGGGAUCCACCGAAGACACCCAGACGGUCCUGUCCUGCUACACCCUCAACAGCCUCAGCCUACAGACGGAGGACCUCAGCCCACAGACGGAGGCACUCAGCCCACAGACGGAGGCCCUCAGCCCGCUGACGGAGACCCUCAGCCCGCUGACGGAGGCCCUCAACCCGCAGACGGAGGCCCUCAGCCCGCAGACGGAGGCCCUCAGCCCGCAGACGGAGGCCCUCAACCCGCAGACGGAGGCCCUCAACCCGCAGACGGAGGCCCUCAGCCCGCACACGGAGGCCCUCAACCCGCAGACGGAGGCCGUCAGCCCGCACACGGAGGCCCUGACCACACUCAGCCUCUCCAACAACUACCAGGGACCCCACUCACCAUGCCAGAAGACCACCAGAGAGUCCAUCCCUCUGCUGGUGGAAAUCGAUAACACCUCGAACGUGAAGCUGAUGAAUGAGACUGAGGGUCUGGAGGAGGCCGACAGCCUGCCCCUGACGGAGGUCUUCUCCCAGGGGAAGGUGUUCUCUGUGGACGUGCUGGACUCCCUCAUGGCCGCCACAUACUUCAACUCCAACGUUCCGCUGCUGGUGUCCACGCUGGUGACGGGAGGGGACUCGCCCCUGCUGGAGACCCAGCUAUUGGAGGAUAACCAUCUGACAGAAGGGGCUAUGACCUCUGAGCUGUGGGCGCUGCGCCGGCGCUCCAAACUGGCCCAGCUGGCCCUGCAGGAGCAGCCUCUCUGUCGGCUACAGUGUGUGUUGUUCAGGGAUCUGUUCUGCCAGGCUCUAGACUCUCUGGAGAUCCUGUGUUUCGGCCUGUACCGUCUCAUAGACCCUCCCAACCGCUCCAUGAAGAGGUUUGUGAUCACCAACCCUCAAGGUGACCUCCCUCUGCUGGCCUCAGACCGGGUCUUCUGCUCCGUGCCCUUCCAUCAGUCACACCUGCUGACACAGUCACACCUGCUGACACAGUCACACCUGCUGACACAGUCACACCCUGUCUGAACCCCCUUCACCAGACCCCCCCUUACCCCAACCCCCUUCACCAGACCCCACCUCACCCCUACCCCAUUCACUAGAC